AGGGCGAAGGCGUGGAAGGCGCGUCGGAGCCGGGUGAGGAGAUUGUGGCAGCGACAGCGGGCGACAUGGACAACGCGGGGAAGGAGCGAGAGGCGGUGCAGCUGAUGGCGGAGGCCGAGAAGCGAGUCAAGGCUUCCCACUCCUUCCUCCGAGGGCUCUUUGGAGGAAACACAAAAAUAGAAGAGGCUUGUGAAAUGUAUACCAGAGCCGCAAAUAUGUUCAAGAUGGCUAAAAAUUGGAGUGAGGCUAUCAACUGCUUAAAUGCAGCCAUCGACAUUUACACAGACAUGGGGAGGUUUACGAUCGCAGCCAAGCACCACAUCACCAUUGCGGAGAUCUAUGAGACCGAACUGGUAGACAUCGAGAAGGCUAUUGCACAUUACGAACAAUCGGCUGAUUAUUACAAAGGGGAAGAAUCCAACAGUUCAGCUAACAAGUGUCUGCUGAAAGUGGCAGCGUAUGCCGCCCAGCUGGAGCAGUACCAGAAAGCCAUCGAGAUCUACGAGCAGGUUGGGGCAAACACCAUGGAUAAUCCUUUGUUGAAAUACAGUGCAAAGGACUACUUCUUUAAAGCAGCCCUCUGUCACUUCAUAGUAGAUGAACUGAAUGCCAAGCUUGCUCUUGAGAAAUAUGAGGAAAUGUUUCCAGCAUUUACUGAUUCAAGGGAAUGUAAGUUACUGAAAAAACUUCUAGAAGCUCAUGAAGAACAGAACAGUGAAGCUUACACUGAAGCAGUGAAGGAAUUUGACUCAAUAUCUCGCUUAGAUCAGUGGCUCACGACCAUGUUGCUUCGUAUCAAAAAGUCCAUCCAAGGGGAUGGAGAAGGAGAUGGGGACCUAAAGUGAACAUUUAUGUCUUUGUGGCAUGCAGCUGACUCCUCUUUAGUUUCAUGUUAGGGCCACAUGAUCUUUAUGGGAUGCCCAUUUAAUGGCUUACUUCUGUUGCACAUGAGCCAAACCAUCUGUGUGUUUAAACUCCCUGUAUUUGUGUCUUCAUGAAGCGGACGGCUGGGAAGCUCCUGUGCAUAUCGUGGGCAUGAUGGGCUAUUUCAUGCUUGUCAGAGCCCCCAGAGUUUUCUGAGAACUACUUCAGAAUCUUUUUCCUGUUAUUUUGAUAUCUGCAGAGCCCGUGUUCAACUUUGUCAUGUAUUUUUAUGUCAUUUUCUUGGACUGGAGUACCCAGCCUCAUCAUUGUAAUAGAUGCUUUGCAUAUUUUCCAUGAAUUCCCACCUGGAUGUAUUCUUUAAGUGUACAUGUUUAGUUCGGGAUGGUUGUUAAGAAUGAGCUUUAUGACUUCACUUCCUAGAAAUGGUUUUUGUUGUCGUCGUGAUUCUUUUGACGGUGCUAGUGAC
Messenger RNA from Odobenus rosmarus divergens (Pacific walrus), 1351 nucleotides. It is a transcript of the gene NAPB, whose product is annotated as N-ethylmaleimide-sensitive factor attachment protein, beta. Gene Ontology annotation, molecular function: syntaxin binding; soluble NSF attachment protein activity. Gene Ontology annotation, biological process: intracellular protein transport; synaptic transmission, glutamatergic; SNARE complex disassembly. The record is from RefSeq and is a predicted model, not a curated record. Gene Ontology annotation, cellular component: synaptobrevin 2-SNAP-25-syntaxin-1a complex; terminal bouton; vacuolar membrane. The transcript has 10 exons. The coding region runs from base 66 to 845 and encodes 259 amino acids. Lineage: Eukaryota; Metazoa; Chordata; Mammalia; Carnivora; Odobenidae.